AUGGAAGGGGACAACUUGGACUUCGACCCCUUGGACCUGCGUAAUGUGAUCGCCAAGCACUACCUCAAGUUGGAGCCCAACCUAGUCAAUGCUCUGCAGACUUUCAUCGUCAGCAUCUCGGCAGAGAUCGCUCAAUGGGCCCUCCAGACCAACCGCUUCAGUGUGUCCUUCUACAACGUGGAACAGAGACACUCUUUGCGCGAUCUCCGCAUGGGCAAUCUCGGGCAGCUUGUCACUAUUACCGGCACUGUGACCAGGACGUCAGUGGUCCAGCCNNNNAGCCUCAUCAGUCGACUUCACUGA
Messenger RNA from Perkinsus marinus ATCC 50983, 303 nucleotides. RefSeq lists its product as hypothetical. NCBI's taxonomy places the organism in Eukaryota, Perkinsozoa, Perkinsida, Perkinsidae. The record is from RefSeq and is a predicted model, not a curated record. The transcript is spliced from 4 exons. Bases 1 to 303 code for a protein of 100 amino acids.